Molecule: messenger RNA, 5394 nt
Organism: Chaetura pelagica (chimney swift)
Lineage: Eukaryota; Metazoa; Chordata; Aves; Apodiformes; Apodidae
Gene: ARHGAP32
Product: Rho GTPase activating protein 32
Exons: 22
Coding region: 1-5394 (1797 amino acids)
Biological process (GO): small GTPase-mediated signal transduction
Cellular component (GO): nucleoplasm; Golgi apparatus; cell cortex
Molecular function (GO): GTPase activator activity; phosphatidylinositol phosphate binding; protein binding
Source: RefSeq, a predicted model, not a curated record
AUGAUGAAGUCCUCUGUACAUACAGAAGAAGAUGACUUUGUGCCAGAGCUUCAGAGAAGCAUCCACCCCAGAGAGAGGCCAGACUGGGAGGAGACUCUCAGCGCUAUGGCAAGAGGUGCAGAUAUCCCUGACAUUCCAGGGGAGUUGCCUCUCCGGACCUGUGGCAGCACAGCAAGUAUGAAAGUGAAGAAUGUAAAAAAGUUAUCCUUUACAAAGGGUCAUUUCCCGAAGAUGGCCGAAUGUGCACAUUUCCAUUAUGAAAACGUGGACUUUGGCAACAUACAGCUUUCCCUCCCGGAGGAGCAGAAUGAAGUAACGAGGAACGGCUGCGAAUCCAAGGAGCUGGUCUACCUUGUACAGAUCUCUUGUCAGGGGAGGAGCUGGAUCGUGAAGCGGAGCUAUGAGGAUUUCAGGGUGCUGGACAAACACCUUCACCUCUGCAUCUAUGACCGGCGCUUCUCGCAGCUCUCGGAGCUGCCCCGCUCCGAUGCCCUGAGGGACAGCCCGGAGCUUGUCACCCAGAUGCUGAUGGCUUACCUGUCCCGGCUCUCAGCCAUUGCAGGCAACAAGAUCAACUGUGGGCCUGCUCUCACAUGGAUGGAGAUUGAUAACAAGGGGAAUCACCUGCUAGUCCAUGAGGAAUCAUCCAUUAACGUUCCUGCUAUUGCUGCUGCCCAUGUUAUUAAGAGAUACAUUGCUCAAGCAGCAGACGAGCUGUCCUUUGAGGUGGGAGACAUAGUGUCUGUUAUUGAUAUGCCCCCGAAGGAGCUGACCACGUGGUGGAGAGGGAAACAUGGAUUUCAGGUUGGAUUUUUCCCUAGUGAGUGUGUUGAACUAAUUAAUGACAAAGUUCCUCAGUCCGUGACCAAUUCUGUGCCAAAACCAGUGUCCAAAAAACACGGCAAGCUCAUCACCUUCCUCCGGACAUUCAUGAAGUCGCGCCCAACAAAACAGAAGCUGAAGCAGCGGGGGAUCCUGAAGGAAAGGGUGUUUGGCUGUGACCUGGGAGAGCAUCUUCUCAACUCUGGCCAUGAUGUCCCCCAGGUCCUCAAGAGCUGCACAGAGUUCAUUGAGAAGCACGGCAUCGUGGACGGGAUCUACCGCCUGUCCGGGAUCGCCUCCAACAUCCAGAAGCUCCGCCACGAGUUUGACUCAGAGCAGAUUCCUGACUUGACAAAGGACAUUUACAUCCAGGACAUUCACUGCGUGGGCUCCCUCUGCAAACUCUACUUCCGUGAGCUCCCCAACCCUCUGCUGACCUACCAACUCUACGAGAAGUUCUCAGAUGCUGUUUCUGCUGCUACUGAUGAAGAACGGUUGGUGAAAAUCCACGAUGUCAUCCAGCAGCUGCCCCCUCCCCACUACAGGACACUGGAGUUCCUAAUGAGACACUUAGCUCGUCUAGCUGAUUACUGCUCCAUCACAAAUAUGCACACUAAGAACUUAGCAAUUGUCUGGGCUCCAAACCUCCUAAGGUCAAAGCAGAUUGAGUCUGCCUGCUUCAGUGGGACAGCUGCCUUCAUGGAGGUGAGAAUCCAGUCAGUAGUUGUGGAAUUCAUCCUGAACCACGUGGAUGUCCUCUUCAGUUCCAAGCUCAGCUCAGUCAUACGGGAUGGAGCAGGGCACAGUUCUUUAUCACGGCCCAAGUCUCUGUUGGUGUCCUCUCCUUCCACAAAGCUGCUCACACUGGAGGAGGCACAGGCACGGACACAAGCCCAGAUCAACUCUCCCAUCGUGGCAGACAGCAAAUACAUAGAAGUGGGAGAAGGCCCUGCAGCUUUACAGGGGAAAUUCCACACAGUCAUAGACUUCCCAUCUGAAAGAAAAAGGCCACCCAGCAAGAUGAAGAAGUCACCAGUGGGCAGCUGGCGUUCCUUCUUCAACCUGGGAAAAUCAUCAUCCGUCUCCAAGCGCAAACUGCAGCGUAACCCCAGCGAGCCCUCCGAGAUGAAAGCCAUAGCCCUGGCAGGGGGCCGAGGAGACAGCGGGACCCUGCGCUCAGCUAAAAGUGAGGAGUCCCUGACCUCUCUGCACGCUGUGGAUGGUGAACCUAAACUGUUCAGACCCAGGAGACCAAGGUCCAGCAGUGAUGCUCUCUCUGCUUCCUUCAACGGGGAGCUCCUGGGAAACAUCCGCUGCAAUUCUUACGACAACCUUCCCCACGAGGACAGCGACGGGGACGAGGGGCUGAUCCACGUUCCUGCCCUGAUUUCUCCUCGAUCUGCUGAGGACGUCGACCUGAGCCCGCCGGAUAUCGGUGUCGCUAGCCUGGAUUUUGACCCCAUGUCCUUUCAGUGCAGCCCACCCCAAGCAGAGUCCGAGUGCCUGGAUAGCAGCACCUCCCUGCUGGAGUCAGUUGGCAUAAAUAAGGAGAAGCCAAGCCUACUCAAGAAGGAUUUAGAGUCAGGCAGCCAGUCCCAGACACCAGGCAGUGCCACAAGCUCUGAGCCAGUCUCCCCUUUCCAAGAGAAGAUGAGUCCCUUCUUUACCCUAGACCUGAGCCCAACUGAGGAGAAGGCCUGCAAACCCCCAACCUUCUCUCCCAAGCUGGGGAGGAAGCCCAUCAAAUCUCCACCGACUGCAGCAGAACCCGUCUCCUUCGUGCUGCCCAGCCGCAUGUCAGAAGGGAUUGGAGGAGUGUCCAUCACAUCCAGAAACUCCUCUGCUUCCAGCUGGAGCAAAGGAACUGGCAUCACCGAAAUCACAAACAGGUCCCCAACCCAGAUGUCCUUGCCCCUGAAAAACAGUGAAUCAGAAGCAGGGGAAGGAGCCCACCAAGAGCUGCAGCAUGCCCAGCUGCUGGCUGCUGGCAAACCAGAGUUGCCAGAAGAAGGGGAGAGACCAAUGUCAAGCAGUCAGAAUAAGACUGUACCCACUGGACACACACAGCCAGGAGCAGUUGCCCUCGACUCCCCCCAGGAUCCUGUUCCCGUCAGUUCUGUGUCUCUUAUCCCUCCUCCUCCUCCGAAAAACGCGGCGCGCAUGCUAGCCCUAGCGUUAGCCGAGUCCGCGCAGCAGGCGUCCGCUCAGGCUCAGAAAAGGCCAGGAGAUGCUCCCUCUGAAAGCACAAAUUAUGGAGAGACGGAAGCUGGCACAGCUCUAGAAAAGCUCCAUCUCUCUGCUGGUGCUCCAGACAAGCUCCACCACUAUACUGCUCUGCCCGAGAACCGACUUCACUUCCAGCCUGGUGCACCAGUAGAGCAGGAUUUCCAAGGUAGCAGCACACCCGGGGAGCAGAACCACCCGCCCGGUGCGCCUGGAAACCGGGACCCCCCACCUCUCCACACUGGCAUGCCUGGGGACAUGCCUGGUAGCAGAGAUGCAGAGCAGGAGCAGUCCAGCUUCCACCCUGGUCAAGCGGGGGACAAAGAUCCCUUCCCCUGCCACGCUGGGGACUGGGAGCACACAGCCCAGCACCCUGCAGGUGUGCUGCCUGACUGGGAGCCACCCGCAGCAGACGUGUCGGUAGAUAAGCCCCACCUCCGUGCGUGCGUGUCUGGGGACAAGCACCAGGUUUGGGGCACAACCACACCUGAAAAGCCACCUGAGCCUGCUCCUGGUUUUGUCCCAGAAAGCACCUGCAGCUCCCGCUGCUCCUCCUCUCCGGCUCCCGUGCAUCAGUACCGGCCCGAGAGCGUUCCUCCCCACCUCUCCUACCACAGCAAGCCUGACCAGCACCAAGCCUACCCCCCUCGCUCCGAGACCCCCGCUUCCGCGGGCACUCGCUACAACACCUACACCACCCAGGGGAAGAGCAGCUCAGCUCUCCACUCCAAGCCUCGCAGCAGGACAGAGUUUGUGUCCUCGGUGAGCCCCACGGGCCCCCGCAACGCCAGCUACACCGAGGAGGCCCCCCCUUACCCCACCAUCCGCAGGGUCCAGUCGCUGCACGUCCCCACCCCCGCUGCCUCCACCAUCCGCUCCGUCCCCAUUUCCCGCACCGAGGUACCUCCGGACGACGAGCCCGUAUACUGCCCGCGGCCCCUCUACCAGUACAAGCCAUACCAGCCCCACUCCGACUACCACGUCACCCAGCUGCAGCCUUACUUUGAGAACGGGCGGGUCCAUUACCGCUACAGCCCUUACUCCAGCUCUUCCGGAUCCUCUUACUACACCACUGCCGAUGGGGGCUUUUAUGACCUGGACCCCUACAGCACCGUGAGGGUCAGGCCUUUCCACCCCCUGCCCACCAGGGACUUCCCAGCCUACGCCUCGCGGCUGCAGAGCAAAGGUCUGUACCGCUACCCCAGCCUGUCCGCCUACCCUCGGGGCGGCCUCAUCGGGCACCUGGCAGGCAAGGAGCACAGCUUCGUCAGCAGGGACGUGCCCCCCGCCCCGGACGUCAAGCACAUGUACAUGUCGUGGGACCUGGAGGACAUGGAGAAGUUCCGCAUGCAGUCCAUCCGCCGGGAGAGCCGCACGCGCCAGAAGGUGAAAGGGCCGCUGAUGUCCCAGUACGACAACGUGGCCCCGCUGCUGCCGGAGGAGCUGGGAGGGCUGGAUGUGAUUCACCUGCGCAGCAAAUCGGAUCCUGGGAAAACUGGGCUCCUGACCGUGGCCGAAGGCAAGGAGGGGAGGUACCCGGCCAAAGCGGGCACGCCCGAGGGGGACGAGCGUUACUACGUGCAGCACCCCGAGCCGGAGCCGGACAGAGCCCACUACCACGGGGCCUACGGGAACGGGCAGGCGGAGAAGCCGUCCCUUCCCCAGAAGCAGAGCAGCAUCCGGAGCAGGAAGCUGCACGAGCCAGGCUGCAGCACCGCCGAGCACAGGACGCACUUGCAGCAGGAAGCCAGCCACAGGCAGCCUUCCGAGCCCAAGAACGGGCCCCCUUACCCCGACUACCGGCCCAAAGGUGGCCCAGAGCCCUCCGAGCCCAUCGGGUACCAGCACUCGGGCGGGAAGUACAUCCCAGCAAACCAGGACACCCUGAGGCUGAACCACAAGGAGAUGAGGUUGGCAGAGGACAGGGCAGAUUUGGAGAGGUCUCGAGCCAGGCCGACCACAUCCAUGGAGAAACACUCCAGAGACUGCUACAAAGAGGAGGAACACGCCGCCUCCCCCAUGGCACCACCCCCCAAGCCCGAACGGAGCCACAGCCUCAGAAUGCAGCACCCCGAAUCCAUGGAGAGGGACUCUGCCCUCCUCUACCCCUACCAAACCCUUGGGAAACGCCAAAGCACUAUGACUGUGGUGUCCCAGUACGAUAAUUUGGAGGAUUACCAUACCAUGCCUCAGCACCAAAGAGGGGGCUAUGUUGGAGGAGGGGGCUUUGUGCCCCCCAGUUUUACCCACGUGCACAGUAGAACUUACGCCACGGCCCUCGGCCAGGGAGCCUUCCUCCCCACGGAGCUGUGUUUGCAGAGGCCUGAAACAGAGGUCCACGUUGAGUGA